This is a messenger RNA of Ixodes scapularis (black-legged tick), 6747 nucleotides long. RefSeq lists its product as uncharacterized. The coding region runs from base 323 to 1303 and encodes 326 amino acids. The record is from RefSeq and is a predicted model, not a curated record. The transcript is spliced from 3 exons. Lineage: Eukaryota; Metazoa; Arthropoda; Arachnida; Ixodida; Ixodidae.
GAUAAUCGUCAGACAAUUUUUGACAAAUGAAAUUAUUAUUGUAAGAGGUGACAGAAAAAUUAAAACAAAUAAAAAACUAUGCCAUACAUUCUUUUGCGGCGUCCUCGUUACCAUGGCGAUUGCGUAACCAGGUGUCAAUGGCCGACUAAACGUUUAUGCAGUUAUGGCUCCGCCGUGCCUGUCCGCGUGUCACCGCUGGUAUGCCACGGUCCUGCACGUACCGCUCGCUUACAUCUAAUCCAACCUUCCGUUCGAACCUGAUAUAUAUGUACUUCAGUCAUCCGCGAAGACCGCUCAACUAAAAUGACAUCAAUCCGAUGGUAUGGCAAAAGGCCGUCGAGACGCCACUCCUCAAGCGCAGCUCCGGAAACAGUUGGCCCUGCUCCGGCAAAGAGCUACCGCGGCCGGUCUCUCAGAUUCCGUCAUCUCAAGUUGCGUUCUGAAACAUCUGAAACGAGUCGGACAGGGACCUCGGACCCGUUGUAGCCGGACUCUAAAAUGGGGUUUGGUCAUACUGAGCGUUGCCGUUGCCUUGGCCGCCGGUGGGGGAUGGUUUUCAGAGCUCGGUGCUUGGCCGUGCGUCGUCGACCGCGGCGGGCUGUUCCUCGAACUGACACGUCCGAUAACGUCUUGCGACUUCUGCCAGUCGCCCGCGAGCGUUGUCGAGCUCGAGGAGAUGACCAAAGAGGACUUCCUGCGCCUUGGUUACUCGGACAGGCCGAUCGUGCUGAGGGGCGCCGCCAGACGCUGGAAGGCCAUGGCGGUCUUCAGCUUUGCCUUCUUCAGGGAACUGUACCGGAACGUGAGCGGCUCGUUCAAGAACAACAGGGACUACUGCCAGUUCUUCAAGUACAAGACAGAGUUCGAGGACCUUGAAGACUUCCUUGGGAUGCCCGAUUCCCGGGCGGACCUGACCGAUCCCGAAGCGAAGACGUGGUACGUCGGAUGGAGCAACUGUGACCAGAGAGUGGCCAAGGUCCUGAGAGAGUACUACACGAGGCCGGAGUUUCUGCCGCAAGACUCGGAAGCCAGUGUCAUCGACUGGAUCUUCAUGGGCUACUCUGGCAACGGAGCCACCACCCACCUGGACUAUGUGCAGCGGCCAUCUUGGCAGGCCCAGAUUCGUGGCAGCAAGACCUGGACCCUCGUACCACCGCCAGAAUGCGAGGAGGUCUGCGUCCGGUCCCUGACGGUGACCGUCCGUCCCGGCGACUUGGUGAUGCUCAACACCAACCGCUGGUACCACGGCACCUGGGUAGAGCCCGGUGACCUCAGCAUCACCAUCGGCUCCGAGUAUGACUAGCACUCUAGAUGGCAAAGAGUGUUGCAGAAGCCUCGCUUAUUGGAAUUCUGGUUUUGCAUUCUGGAAUGGAUUGCAUACCGAUGUGGGAGCCGUUGAAUUCCCGUAAAAGGGUUGCAUAAAGGGGAUCCAUGAUAGAAGCGAAAGCUUCACUAAGGGUAAAUACUGGGCACUGCACGAAUACAAAGGUCCCAGAGGUAACAGGUUUCUGCUCUGGAACACCACACCAGUAGAUGGUGCUAGCAGAUCGGGUGAUUUUAAUUUUAUAUUCGUAACCUUUAGCAGUAUUAGUAGUGAAAGGCAUAACUGUAAAUUUCGGUAAUAUUAGGCAGGGGUUAACUGCUGCUAUUAAAAAUGCCGGGUAGGUGGCACAAGUUGCCGUUCAGUUUAAAGGGUUCAGCCAUAUGCAUCCAUCCAUUCAUCCGUAGCCUAGAGACCUUGCAGCCUCUAUUCAGGGUAUUUAUCAUGAUUUAUGUCCUCUUACCAAAUAUAUAGACCACUGGCAAUAACAGUCACAGUGCCUAAACCAGAAGGCCUCCAUACGCGGCAGGUUUCUGUCACGGAAGCUGCAAGGGACAUUUCUUGUUGUGGCAUCAGUAGUUUUGUCUUUCACAGAUGAAAGGAGUGUUCAGUAUUUCCAUUCGUAAAGUUUUUCAUUGAUGUUAUGGGAAUGCUCUAGCUUUUGUUUCCUAAUUCUAUAGCUUUGUUUUUUUCCCCAGUUCCAUAGCCUGCUUGCUUGCAUGUUCUGCGGUAGCUGUUUUCGUUGAGUGGUGCCACCUCUACAGGCAACAUGAAGGGUUAUCUGUCAUGCAUGUUUUCACAGCACUAACCUUUUUUUUUUUUUUAAAUUGAGGUUUUAUUUCUUCACUUUUGUGUUUGCUGAUUUCAAAGCUAGAAUAGUCUUUUGAGCACAGUAUAGCUAAAAAGUGAGAUCUGCAACUGUCGUGCUCUAACCAGGGUGUGCGCCGUGCAAACUUCAUUACUGGGUGUCGUUACAAAACCUUGAAACAACAGCCGAUAACUCGAAGCCUAACAUUGUGUCUGAGACAACAUUCAGACAAAUGGAACGGUCACACUAUCCACCACGAGUAUGAGUUAAUCAUUCUUGUCGAAUGUCACACAUGAGGUAGUCUUCCAAACCAUCCUCUUGUCAUUUUUCAUUGCCCAGGUUUGCCCUCUGUAUAUAGAAAGGAGCACAUAUAGUCAGGAAAAGUGGGAAACUGGCAAUAACAGGGGUAAAAAGGGAAAGUCAUUGCUUUGGGUGCAUGAUGCAACCAAUUCGUGGGGCAGAGCUUAGUGUUCCACAGAGAGAGUAAGCAGCGUGCACAGUGCUGUCAUGUGGUGGUGAAUGAGAGAAACGAUAGAUCUAUUCCUAUUUUUAAUGUUGACGAUACUUCUAAUGUGAAAUGAUGUUUGUUGUUUCAUGGGAGCAUAUGAGGCAUCUCGACGACCUUAACCAUGUUGAAAUCAAAAGCUGAUCUACAACACAAAAGUUCCUCCAAGUUCGAAAUUGUCAUAUUGACUGAGUCGUGUCCACAAGACCUUUCUGAGCUGCGAUUAACAUGGGUCAGUCGUCGUAAAGCGCAGCACCUUGCUCAAAGCACUACUGUCUCAUGGUGGUGUGAAAUACAAAAUCACAAAAGGAGUGGCAUGCAUUAAAAAAUGAUCUAAAUUAAAUUAAUUACUGUUAUGCUCGCUCCAGUAUACGGGAGCCCCAGAUGUUUAUGCAGUGACGCAACUGUUUCCAAUCAAACGGAGUGGCUUCACACUCGCGCGAAAAACUGUGGAUGGCUUGUGUGGUAGGUGGGGAGCGGUCGGUAGCCCUAGCCGUUUCUGAGAUGCUUUUUUUUUUUGUGUUCAAUGAAUACUUUGAAUGGGAUCCAACAAGGAUGUAGAUGAACAGCCUGUCGGACGACCACUGGGGGCUUAGCCAAGUUUUUUUUACAAAACGGGGAAGGAGGAUUUGGUGUAAAAUCUCCCGAAUCUCAUAUUUUUUCGUUUUUUUUUAUCUGAAUCUUUUUGGGCCCUUGCCUGCACGGUUGGUGCCACGGGGUUGUCUAGCUCAGAAAGGCGAAACAAAUGUCUUCAGACUACGUGUGACGUCAGGCUCAACUGUCAGGAGUAGUUUUUGGACUUUUGGACUUACUACCACACCGGUGGUAAUACUUUUUUAAUGGUGUGGUAUCAGAGGGAGCAAAACAUGACUUCCCCCAGUGAUAAGACAGUGUAUCUAUGAGCACAUACUUGCAGUAUAUUGACGUCCAAGACAGUAGUAUCGCCACUAAUAUACUUCGUUUCAAUGUAACUUGGCAGAGAGCGAAGCUACGGCCCGUUUGAGCCAAUCAUAGCGACGGAGGAAGCACGUGACAGCUCCUACCAAAUAUACAGAGACGAGGGGUUGGUCCAAGCAGUUGGAGAAGGGGGGAGGGAUUAACUCCCUUUUUACCCUCUUUUGUGCGUCCCAGACGUCACUUUUGUCCCCAUAGGAGAUUAGCCCGUCACUCCGAAUUCGUACAAAAGCGGCUUUCCUCUCGCUCUCCCACCCGUGGCUUUGGCAGCGCUGGGCCAACACUUCCUAGAUAAAAAAAGUCGUGGUGCUGAUACUGAUGUCGCCAUCAACGAAGGCUAACGUGGGCCUGAGAUCAGGCACGACGCUCAAAUUCCACUCGAAGCAGUGCGCCGACGCUGCACUCGUUUCCAAUCUGUGUCCAACGUUAGCCUUUGCUGGUGACGCAAAAAUGACAGCACUCUGGCCUUGUCUUGUAGACAAUGUUGGCUGGGUGCAACUAUAGUGAGACUGAGCAUAGUCACAUGUGUCAUUUCAAUUCACCGAUUCGCUCACCGAGACCGUAGCCUUUGCCUUUUUGACAAACUACCGUGGUGAGGCGCAGUACAGAUGGUGCACAGUUUUUUGUGUACUGCUUGGUGGUCAGAGGCCUCAGAUAAGAAAGAAACCAUUUCAGCGUCCCUUUUCACCCUCCCCUUUCAGAUUGUCGCAGUAGUUGUAGAGCGUAGCAGCAAUGCUGCAUUAGCCGUUUCUGUUUUUUUUUUCUUUAACGCAGCUCACAAACCCGUUUUAACGGGCUUGGGUUAAAUAUCUUGUUAGCAAUUGCCCGAAGGGCAUAGGUGAUGGUACCACGUGCCGUCGGCGCUAUGUUGGUGCUAACCUGGGUGUACAUAGGCAUUUGGUAGGGCGCGUGUUGUGCACUGGUUAGGAAUUUGCACUUGUGCUCGAAGAGUUGUGCCUGUUCUCUAUGUAAGCUUUCUCAGGUGCCUUAAGAGAGGCUUCUGUCCCACUCUGUCACAAGAGCCGCCAGUGGCCUCACUCUUUAUGAAGUUAUAGGAUAGACAUAGUGUUAGUUAAAAAUGGCUACGAGUGUUAGAUUAGAUGCUGUGUCUUCCACGGUGUGGCUGGAUGUGUACCAGCUUUCUCUCCGGGCAAGUGCGCCGGGCGUGCAGUUGUGUACGGUUUUCCAAAGUAUUUAGCUCUUUUACACGGACGGCCCGUUACGACUCUCGUAUACUAUACCAAAGGCGAAGUUUUGUGCAAUGUCACUCUUUUAUAUUCAAAGACAUCCAAAGAUGUUACCCCGUACAGGGUCUGGCACAUCCGUGAGGCGUCCUCAGAAAGUCCCUGAAACUACCAAAAGUGUAACCUCAAGGUACGACCUUGAAGUGUGCAUAUUUUUUCGGGCAGCAAAGCGUGCCACGCUGGGUUGUAUAUCUUUUUUCUAUCCUCGACUUCCUAUUUACGGAGAGACGGGUUGUGAGCAAUAAAGUAUUUUUUUCCAGAUGAAAAAAAACGUCCACUGCGUUGCUCAUAUGGACAAGUUCGUGUUUUUGGUGUGUUCUUAUAGUUACAAAACUUGCUGGAUGUCAUUAAGACGGUUUUAGAUGCCACCAAAGGGGUGCCUGUGGGCAUAUUUGAGUCAUGUGCACCUCCUGCCAUUUGUGUUAUAAGUGCAGGUCUGCCUUUCUUGAUUUGUGAAUGCCAUGCAUCUUCAACUGGCCCUUGAGUCUAGGCUGCUUGCACUGAUGCUGCACUUUUCAGUGCAGCUACGGGGUAUGGGUCGAUUAAUCUGCAUUCUGUCGCAAUCGGAACUGUCAUCUGAAAAUGCGGUGGUGAUGCCCAAAUCCUGUACUUGCAUUUCCUUCAUGGUAACGGGGCACAAAAAGGACUUCUGGUCAAUCUUUUGCAACAGGUUGGGUCGCAUUUUGGAAAGUUUUUGUGCCUCUUUUUGCUGAAGUCUCGCGAAUUGGCACGAUAUUUACUUCCAAGUACUUUAUUUAUCUCUAAAUAUGGAGAAUGAGGACAGGGAUAAACGCAACCCAAUCGUUGCCUGACAAACCUCUUUCUCCCUCAGCAGCAACGAUGAAAGCAACGACAAACACAAUAUUUGUUUUUAAAGCAAGGUGCAAAACAGAAAGAACAUAAAACACAACAAAAAAUAUUUAAAGAAAACUGAAAGCAUACAGCCAGUUUAGUAACCAUACAUUUGAAGCAUAGAUGGGUAAAUCCCAAACAGAUAAUGACCAUUCAUUUUUAGCAUAUUCAUCCAGAACUUUAAUGCUGUGCGCACAAAUAGGAGGAAGGUUAUGAGGAAGGUUACAUUUUUACAUCUGAUUGCCUGAAGUUGUUCUGGAGUGCAGUACUAUCCGUGCCCGAGACUUACAAGUUUUGUAUACAAUAGGCUCGCGAUAAUUCAAACUCGGAUAUUUCAUACUUCCGGUUAAUUCAAAAAGAUUUGAAAAUUUUGGUUGUCCCGCUAUGUUUUUAAUGUAUUUAUAAGUCGCCUAAUGCGAACAGCGUUUUCGCUUAAUUCAUACUUUUUUGUUCUCGCGGCCCCGUUGAGUGCGCCUCUUCCGAGCACCGGUGCACCGCAGAGAAGCAAUACCUGCGGAGCUUGCUUUUGCAAGUGUUGCUUCUCUGCAGUGCAUUGGUGCUCGGAAAGAUGUGCACUCAAUGGGGCUCAAGCGGGCACACAUUAGCGGAAAACGUUGUUCACAUUAUGUGCUUCAAGACUAGCAAUGAUGACCAAGACGACAUGGAGGAUAAGGACCAGCUCAAUGGCAUCAUGCUUUCUGGCCUUGAAGCACAUAAUGUGAAUGCCGAGCUGGCGGAAUAUGCUAGUCUUGACGACGAUGCGUGUGUUUGUCAUGAUGACUCAUUAGAGGACAUAGUACAGGAAGUAAUGCCAGCACAAUGCAGCAGUGAGAGUGAAGAGGACGAUGAAGAAAGGGAUGACUUGCUACCAACUGUCAUAGCCACAGCUUUGAGCACAUCGCUCAACUCCAGAAAUUUCUGUCUGCAAAGGAAGAAUCCCAUAAAGAGCUACUUGCGUUGGCUGGUGUUGAAAAUUUUGUUUUCAGAUCGUAUGUGCUGUCUAAACAGUCCACAAUCUACAACUUUUUGCGAGAUGAAUAAACUUAAUGUCACAGCUCUUUCA